Vicia faba (fava bean) is the source of this 630-nucleotide messenger RNA. Lineage: Eukaryota; Viridiplantae; Streptophyta; Magnoliopsida; Fabales; Fabaceae. The record is from the annotation of a GenBank genome assembly.
AUGAAAUCAUCACUUAAUGACUCUAGUUACGGACUCAAAUCAGAGUACUCCUACAGCUCAACCUCAUCAUUAUCGGAAACAAGUUGCCAUGAAGAAAUCUUGUUAGCGUCGGAGCAACCAAAGAGGCGUGCCGGGAGACGAAAAUUCAAGGAGACAAGACAUCCAGUAUACAGAGGAGUACGAAGGAGGAAGAACAACAAGUGGGUUUGCGAGGUGCGUGUUCCAAACGACAAGUCCAGGAGGAUCUGGUUGGGAACAUAUCCAACGCCUGAGAUGGCGGCACGUGCACACGAUGUUGCUGCGCUGGCACUUCGUGGCAAAUCAGCUUGUCUCAACUUUGCUGACUCGGUUUGGAGAUUGCCAAUACCUGUGUCGACUAACGUGACGGAGAUUAGGAAAAUGGCGGCGGAGGCUGCUUUUGCAUUUGCGGUUGAGAGCAGUAAUGAACAACUUAUGAUAACUAGUGUUUCCAUAUUUGAGGAGCAGGAGGUGUUGCAUGAUUGGUUCCGGAGUAUGGCAGAUGAGCCUUUACGAUCUCCGACGAGUCCAUUUAUGAUAUGUGGUAGGGAUCACUGGAAUAAUUUUGAUCAAGUUGAAUUUGAGAUGUCUUUGUGGAGUUUUACCAUCUAA